AUGAGCGCAACGACGCACGAGACGGAGGAUUCACACAGCAGCAGUGCAAUGGCCCCAUCGUCGCCAGCCAGCAGUACAAGCACACAACUCCCCGUCAUCCCAGCAAAAAGCUAUCGACGUGCUGGCUACCUGAAGCCUGCUGCACCUGCGCCUUUUGCAGCGAGUGCACGCGCGCGUGAUUCAGUCAUGAGUUUGAAGGGGAUUGAUCAUCUACAGCAUUACUUUGCGCGCGCCAAGACAGCAAGGCAGUUGCAGCAUCGCGCAGGCGGUCCUCGUUUACCGCCUGGACAGGUGGGUAGACCACUUCAGGGUAUGUGUGCAGAUGAGCGUGCAUUACGAGAGCUACACGAAGAUGGAGACGUGGACAUAUUGGAGGAAGCGAAAGAGACACCUUUGCCGCCAUCACCCAUCUUACACAGCUACGGACGCAGCGUCAGUGGUGAUGUGGAUCCACGCAGACGUCGUGCUGUGCUGCAUGACCAAACAAGCCUUGCAUCACGCGCAAUCGCAAAUAUAGAUCAAUCUCAACUUGACCCAGCUGCAUGGCAGGAAAUGGAGUCGCGCGUGACGAGCUGUGUGCGUGCAGCAAGGCACUAUGCAACUGCAAUGCCAACACAUCAGCUCGACGUGAUGUCUGCUGGUCAACGACACAUCUUUGGUGAAGGUGCUAUUCGCGUCAUGACAUGCUUGAGUCUCCUUGCCAGGAAUCACCAGCUUGACUCUGCAGAAAUGGGCGAGGUGCAAGCUUGGGUUGCGCAAAUCGAUGCAUUCAUGGAGCAGGAAGACGCUCAAUCUCAAGCACGCGCUGCACUCGCUUGGCUCAGUACACCAUCUGCACCCACUGAAUCGCAGGAAGAGGUCUGGCAACGACAUCAUGCCUUUCUCGUCUUCCAUGAUCUCGUCUCACCGCCACUUACAAGCCCGUUGGUGGAUCAACAAAGAUUCUUGAUGGAACUGCGAACAGGACUCCGUUUAUGCCUCAUCUUCAACCAUUUCGUGCACAGCUCAACAAAACCUUUUGGUGAGAUAAAACAGUGGCAUACCGAUACGAGCAUUCAAUGGCGCGUCACGGACAACUUGACCUGGUGGCGCUCCGCUAUUGCGUACCGUUUAGGAAUUGAGACGGACCUCGAUCCAAAGCGCGUGUAUGCAUUUGACCAUGAAGGGCAGGCGCAACUCCAGCGUGCAGUGUCUGCAUUCUGCGAGCGUGCCAUUGCAGAAGUGAUACAAUCAUUGCCAGAUAAUGACACGAGCGUCAAGCUCGAUGCAGAGAUUGAGAGACUGCAACUCUAA
This is a messenger RNA of Protomyces lactucae-debilis, 1293 nucleotides long. RefSeq lists its product as uncharacterized. The record is from RefSeq and is a predicted model, not a curated record. Bases 1 to 1293 code for a protein of 430 amino acids. The transcript has a single exon. NCBI's taxonomy places the organism in Eukaryota, Fungi, Ascomycota, Taphrinomycetes, Taphrinales, Protomycetaceae.